Gopherus evgoodei (Goodes thornscrub tortoise) is the source of this 2309-nucleotide messenger RNA. It is a transcript of the gene PCSK4, whose product is annotated as proprotein convertase subtilisin/kexin type 4. The transcript has 15 exons. Gene Ontology annotation, molecular function: serine-type endopeptidase activity. Gene Ontology annotation, cellular component: Golgi membrane; trans-Golgi network. Gene Ontology annotation, biological process: peptide hormone processing. NCBI's taxonomy places the organism in Eukaryota, Metazoa, Chordata, Testudines, Testudinidae. The record is from RefSeq and is a predicted model, not a curated record. The coding region runs from base 120 to 2288 and encodes 722 amino acids.
UUGAGUCUGGGUAUUUGAACAUCUGUUUGCCCCUUUUCCACCCUCUGCUGUGUCCUUGGCAGUAUGUUCCCUACAAGAUAAUUGAAGGGGAACACUAUUACCAUUUCAAACACCGAGGCAUGGUGCAGGAAUCGCUGAACAGACACUGGGGCUGGCAUGUGCAUCUGAAAAGAGAGCCCAAGGUCCAGUGGUUUGAGCAGCAAACGCUGAAGAGGCGUACGAAAAGAACCAUCGCUGUCGUGCCAACAGAUCCUUGGUUCCAUAAACAGUGGUACAUGAACAACGAUGUCCAUCCAGACCUGAACAUCCUUACCGCUUGGAGCAAAGGGUACACCGGCUUGGGCGUGGUGCUCUCCAUCCUGGAUGAUGGACUGGAGAGAGACCACCCCGAUCUGUCUGCUAACUAUGAUCCCCUUGCGAGUUAUGACUUCAACAGCAACGAUCCGGACCCACAGCCUCGUUACAACCUCUGGGAUGAGAAUCGGCACGGGACACGCUGUGCAGGAGAGGUGGCAGCGGCAGCCAACAACAGACUCUGUGGAGUCGGCGUCGCGUACAAUGCAAAAAUUGGAGGUGUGAGGAUGCUCGAUGGUCCCAUCACAGACAUCGUGGAGGCUCAGUCCUUGAGUUUCCGCCCCCAACACAUCCACAUCUACAGUGCAAGCUGGGGCCCAGAGGAUGAUGGUAAAACUGUGGAUGGACCUGGGAUCCUGGCCCUGGAAGCUUUCUACAAGGGGAUAGCGAAUGGGCGCGGCGGCCUGGGGUCUCUCUUCGUCUGGGCCUCUGGCAAUGGCGGCAUCCACUCGGACAACUGUAACUGCGAUGGGUACACCAACAGCAUCUACACCCUGUCGGUGGGCAGCGCGACCCAGAGCGGCCGGGUGCCCUGGUACAGCGAGGCCUGUGCCUCCACCCUCACCACCACCUACAGCAGCGGCAUCAAGAGCGAGAAGCAGAUCGUGACAACUGACCUGCGGCACCGCUGCACGGACAAGCACACGGGCACCUCGGCCUCUGCCCCCCUGGCUGCUGGGAUGAUCGCGCUCGCUCUGGAGGCCAACCCAGCACUGACCUGGCGCGACAUGCAGCAUCUCAUGGUGAGAGCCUCCAAGCCAGCCCACCUGCAGGCAGAAGACUGGGCCCUGAACGGAGUCGGACGCAAAGUAAGCCACCAUUACGGCUAUGGACUCCUGGAUGCUGGAGAUCUGGUGGACCUGGCCAAGAAGUGGACUACAACCAGGCCCCAGAGGAAGUGUUCCGUCAAGGUUGUCUACGUGCCCCUGGAGAUAGGCUCAAAACUCACAGUCAGCAAAGAAGUCUCCACCUGCAUCGGGAGGACCAGGCAUAUCCGCUCCCUGGAGCACGUCCAGGUCCGCAUCUCUCUAAGCUACAGCAGGAGAGGGGAUCUGGCCAUCUCUCUGACCAGCCCAAUGGGAACCAAGUCCACCCUGGUGGCCAUCAGGCCAUAUGACACCAGCAACCAGGGCUACAGGGAUUGGUCCUUCAUGUCCACGCACUUCUGGGACGAGGACCCACGGGGCACCUGGACGCUCUUCCUAGAGAACAAGGGUGAUGCUUACAACACAGGGUUCCUCACCAGCUUCGUCCUGCAGCUCUACGGAACGGACGAGGACAUGACGGCCAGGAAGAUAGCAGCCUCCGUUGUGAGCGAGUGUGUGAGGCGGGACUCCGAGGGAGCGUGCGAAGAAUGCAGCAGUGCCUUCUAUGCGUUCCAGCACCUCUGCCUGUCCUACUGCCCUCCCCGCUAUUACAACCGAUCCAGGAGGUCCCCCAGCCUGGACAGGAGCCCACAUCCUGCCCAGGUCUGUGCCACCUGCCACCCGUCCUGCUACACCUGCCGGGGGGACACAGCCAACAACUGCACCGCCUGCCCCCCCUUCUGCACCUUCCACGAGCUCUCCCACUCCUGCUCCCCGCCGGCGUACCCCUCCGUCUUUCCCAGCAAGCCUGCAGCGGCGCACCGGCAGCACCUCAUCUUCAUCGUCCUGGCAAUCCUGCUGGGUGGGGGCCUUCUCCUCAUGGGUGUCCUCUGCAUCACCUGCUAUGGGGUGUCCCUCGCCGCCUCCUGGAAGCAGCAGAGGGGACUCUCUGCUCUGCCCACAGCUGCUGGCCUGGAAGGGGGAAAUCAGCCUGGGACCCCAAGAGAGGCUGGGUGCUUAAAUGAGCUCGGGCAGCUGCAGGCUCUGGGGCCACCAGCGGAGGGCAGCGCUGGCCACCUAGCCCAGACCCUGCCUGCAGGCCAUGCUGCUUCCAGACUUAGAACCUGAGACCGCCCCCCACCUUGUGAA